GCGACGAAGGGACGGAGCUCCCGGAAGCGGAAGUGACGAUACCAGGCCCUGUCCCCUCUUCGCUGUAACGGAGACUGACUGGGAAGCUGCCGUUGCCGAGACCCGGGAGGAGCCGGAGCCGGAGCCGCCGGGCGGGAUGGUGAGCACGACAGUAGCAGCAGCAGCAGCAGCCUCCUGGUGGUCAGGAUCCUGGCGCCCAGCCCCUCCUGGGGCUCCUGUCUCCUGGACAGCGGCAGCAGCAUGAACGGCAGCGUGGCGCCACCGGGGGUGGUGGAGGCGGCGGCACCGCUGCCCUCGCCCGGCUGGCGGGAUUUCUGCGAGGCCCAUGCCCGGGCAGCCGCCUUGGACUUUGCACGGCGCUUCCGCGCCUUCCUGAGCGAGAACCCCCAGUUUGCAGCACCGGGGGCCGAGGCUGCCUUCUCCCGCCGCUUCGCGGAGCACUUCGUGGAGCACUUUGAGGCCGAGGUGAGCCGGGCCUGUGCCGGCGACUCACCCCCCCGCUGCGACAUCGCUCCCUUCACUGGAGCCCACCAUUGCCCUGGGGGCGCUUCCUCCUCCUCCACCCGUGACCUCUCAGAGACCUGCAGCGACUCCUCGGUGGCCUCUCCAGUGGAGCCGCAGCCCGGCCUGGCCUCGGGGCUGUCCAGCAGCCAGUCUCGUAGCUCCGAGGACGUCUCCGCCUCUGCCGCGACUGCCAGCACAAAGCCUAAGCUCAAAAAGCGUUUCUCCCUGCGCAACGUCAGCCGCAGCGUGCGGGGCAGCAUGCGAGGCAUUCUGCAGUGGAAGAGCUCAGCUGAGUCCCCCACUGAGGAGGAGGCUGGCGGGGCCAACACCAAUUCCAACUCCUCAGGGGGUGGGGCAGCGGACUCCUUGCCCACCGAGCGCUGGACACACAAGUUUGAGAGGCUGCGGCUCAGCAAGGCGCCUGCCCCCAAAGUGGAACUGUCCAGUGUGCGCCGGGAGGGGCUGCUCAAUUAUAUUGUGGCCGAUGACAGCGGAGGGGGGGGUGGCAGCCGGGCCCGAUGGCAGAAAUGCCGGCUGCUGCUGCGGAAGGCAGGCAAGGGAGAGGGCGAGGGCUACCUGCUGGAGUUCUACAUCCCCCCCAAGUCCACCAAGGCCCGGGUCAGCAUCCUCUGCUCAGCUGUGACAGACGUGCGCACCACCACACCGCUGGAGAUGCCUGACAAGGAAAACACCUUUGUCUUAAAGAUGGAGAACUCUCUUGAGUACAUCCUGGAGACGGUCGAUUCGCUGCAGAUGAGGUCGUGGCUGGCCGACAUCCAGGACUGCAUGAGCCUGGGGGAGAACGCGGACAGCACGGACCUGCCCUGUCUCAACCACUCGGAGAGCAUGCCGAGUCGGGAGCUGCCCAUGGUGCCCAGUGAGAGCAGCGAGCAGCUCUCCCAGGGUGCAUAUGGGGGUCUGUCUGAGCGCCCCUCAGCUUCCAUCUCCCCCAGCUCUGUCUCCAUCGCUGCUUCCCACUUCAACUCCAUGGAGCUGCUGCCUCCCGAGCUGCCCCCCCGGGUCCCCAUCGAUGAGGCAGCUGAGCGGCUGCAGGGUCCCUACCCCCCUGGCCUGCUGCACACGCCCUUCCCCGACACUCCCGACGCCACAGGCUCGUUCCUGUUCCAGGGGGAGCCGGACCCCGGGGGAGGCGACCCAGAGCAUCCCCUCUCCGAGUACCCCUGGUUCCAUGGCACCUUGUCCCGGCUGAAGGCCGCCCAGCUGGUCCUGGCUGGCGGCCCCAGCAGCCAUGGUGUCUUCCUGGUGCGGCAGAGUGAGACCCGGCGGGGGGAGUACGUGCUGACCUUCAACUUCCAGGGCAAGGCCAAGCACCUGCGCCUGUCACUGAACGAGGACGGGCAGUGCCGCGUGCAGCACCUCUGGUUCCAGACCAUCUUCGACAUGCUGGAGCACUUCCGAGUGCACCCCAUCCCUCUGGAGUCGGGCGGCUCCAGUGACGUCACCCUGGUCAGCUACGUGGUGGCCUCACGGCGGCUGCAUGAGCCGAGCACCUCCCAUAGCCUGCCCCCCCAACCCCCAUCCUGGCACGCAGCUCCAGAGGGGGGGCCCCUGCAGCCCCCCUGGCUCAUCCCCGAAGCCCCAGCCCCCGGCAACCCCUCCCUGCCGCAGGAGGAAGAGGAAGGGGGCAGCACAGGGGACCUGGAAGAUGGGGCCACAGGGAGGCUCCUGCAGCUCCAGGCUGAGGAGCCAGAGGGAGACACGGGGCAUGCCCGGGCCAUCAACAACCAGUACUCCUUUGUCUGAGCCAUGUUGGGGAUGGGGCAGCCCCACUGAGCUCCCCCCAGGCCCUGUGGCAGGGGUGCCCCAGCCCCACUGUACACCCCCAGACCUCGUGAGAGGGGGGCCAGCCCCCUUGAAUCCAGCUUCCCAACCCCCCACCUUACAUGUGAUCAUUGAGCCUCUCCCCUCCCCACAAGGUUGGCCUCAGCGGUACAGAGCCCAUUGGGGCAGGAAGGUACGUCGCCCCCCACUGGCAGAGGGGCUGGGCACUGAAACACUACAAGAGAGCCCUCUAGGUCAGGGCCUCUAGAGCGCUAAGGGGUGUAAGGGGCUGGUCUUCUCCAGGCCAGGAGGGCCUGUCCCUCCCCCUGUGGCUCCACACGCUGUCACUGAAUGUAUCGAGUUUCCGAAUGUAUCCUCAUGCAUCCCCCAGUGUUCCCUCUGACCCCAGGGGGUUCAGCCCCCUUCUGGCCCUGUCCUCCUCCCACCCCAAAGCAACAUAUUUAUACACCUCCCGGAGCCAGCCUAGGGCUACAGGCCAGGCCCUGACACCCGCGUUCGACUGGCCGCACCUUACGGACCCCCAGUAAAUUAAAGAGAAGAUACUAUAUAUGUCUGUCCCCUCGUAUGUCCCCCAGCCUGUGCACUGCCCCCAUCUGUUCUCUCCUCCCCGCCCGAUCUCACCCUGCACAGAGUGCCCCUCGCCCCCCACGGCGCGCCCUCCUCACCCCCUUUCAAAAUUAUUUUUCUACUGUGGAGUAGUUAGACUCUCUUCCCCUGACCCAGCCCCUCACCCUGCCCCACCCCAGCCCCCUGACUCCGCCCUGCCUGGUUUUUAGUUGGCCGGGGUCCGUUUGUUGGUUUUUUGUUAAUUUUUUGGGCGUUUGUACGAACCUCGUUCACCUUUUAAAGAAAAAGAGGGAAAGAAAAGCUUGACUGCAA
This is a messenger RNA of Caretta caretta (loggerhead turtle), 3186 nucleotides long. It is a transcript of the gene SH2B1, whose product is annotated as SH2B adaptor protein 1. Lineage: Eukaryota; Metazoa; Chordata; Testudines; Cheloniidae. Gene Ontology annotation, biological process: intracellular signal transduction. Gene Ontology annotation, molecular function: transmembrane receptor protein tyrosine kinase adaptor activity. Gene Ontology annotation, cellular component: plasma membrane. The record is from RefSeq and is a predicted model, not a curated record.